AUGGCUUUCUCAGCUCUAAAAGUGCUGCUCCUUGUCAUCUCUAUGAUUCUCACUGUCAAAGCUCAAGUUGAUCAAGCAAGUUUCCGCCCCAUUACCUCUGAAUCACUUGCAUUGCCGUGGACCAUGGCUAUGUACGAUGAGUUGGGUGAGCAUGAAGAGCAUGAAUAUGAUGGUGAGAUUGCUAGAAGGUCUCUGUAUAGAAAGCAUUAUUACAUAUCGUAUGGAGCUCUCUCUGCUGACAGGAUUCCAUGCGCACCUCGUUCUGGGAGGUCCUAUUAUACUCACAAUUGCCAUAGAGCCAGAGGCCCAGCUAACCCAUACACUAGAGGAUGCUCCGCAAUCACCCAUUGCAGGAGAUAG
This is a messenger RNA of Pistacia vera, 360 nucleotides long. Its product is annotated as protein RALF-like 34. The record is from RefSeq and is a predicted model, not a curated record. The coding region runs from base 1 to 360 and encodes 119 amino acids. Lineage: Eukaryota; Viridiplantae; Streptophyta; Magnoliopsida; Sapindales; Anacardiaceae. The transcript has a single exon.